AUGUUUUCGCGACAAGUAAAAGGAAAGGACGAUAUCGUUACAGCAAGUUAUAAGAUUGCAAAUCUUAUUGCGAAAGACCAACAAGCGCUUAAUAGUGGCGAGUUUAUUAAAAAGUGCAUCAUCGCAGCUAUUGAAGAAAUCGCUCCUGAGAAAUGCUCUGCAUUCAAAGAAAUAAGUCUAUCUCGGCCCACCAUUACUCGUCGCAUAGAAGACAUUGGUAAAAAUUUACAAGAUCAGUUGCAAACAAAAGCAGAACAGUUUUCUUUUUUUUCCUUGACUUUGGACGAAAGCAUGGACAAUCGUGAUACAGCGCAAUUACUCAUUUUUGUGCGGGGAAUAGAUCGAGAAUUUACAAUAACUGAAGAGCUUACAUCUUUACAGAGCAUAAAAGACCGCACAUCUGCAGAUGACAUUUUUGAAGAAGUUUUGCAGUGCAUAACAAAGUUGAAUUUAAAUUGGAAAAAUCUUUGCGGACUAACAACGGAUGGUGCACCAAGCAUGAUUGGUUCAAAAAAUGGAUUAGUCACAAAAAUUUUGCAUCAAAUGGCCACUCAAAAUUUAGAACAGCCAUUGCCUGUUCAUUGCAUUAUUCACCAGCAGGCGUUACGUUGCAAAAUACUCAAAAUGGACCACGUCAUGAAUGUUGUUAGAGACAUUGUGAACUUUAUUCGUUCUCGUGGCUUGAAUCAUCGGCAAUUCCAAGCAUUUUUGGAAGAAGUCGGGAGUGAAUUUUCCGAUGUUCUUUACCACAACCAGAUACGUUGGUUAAGCCGAGCCCAAGUAUUAUCACGCUUUUUUAAUCUUCUUGCUGAGAUAGAGAUUUUUAUGACGGAGAAAGGAAAAACAUUCGUUCAACUUUCUGAUUCAUUGUGGCUUUGGGACUUAGCCUUUUUGACCGACAUAUCUAGUCACUGCAAUGAUUUAAAUUUAAAACUACAGACACAGGGCAAAUUCAUAUUUGAACUCUUAAAUNCACAGGUAAAAUUUGUAGACUUGUUGGAAAAAUUAAAAACGGAUUUUCAUACACGGUUUAAAAAACUUAAAGAACAAAGUAUGUUGUUUCGAUUGAUUGAAAAUCCUUUUCAGAUGGAUGAAGCUGUAGUUCAGGAAAAUUUUCAAAUGGAAAUAAUAGAACUGAAAACUAAUACUUUACAAAAGGACUUGUACGAAGAAAAUCGAAAGAAUUUACCAAACUUUUACAAAAAUCUUGACGACGAAAAUUUUCCUGAAUUAAAAAAACUGGCUCAACAUAUCUGUAUGAAAAAACAUUUUCAAGGAUAA
Messenger RNA from Daktulosphaira vitifoliae (grape phylloxera), 1281 nucleotides. RefSeq names its product general transcription factor II-I repeat domain-containing protein 2-like. Bases 1 to 1281 code for a protein of 426 amino acids. The transcript has 2 exons. The record is from RefSeq and is a predicted model, not a curated record. Lineage: Eukaryota; Metazoa; Arthropoda; Insecta; Hemiptera; Phylloxeridae.